AUGAAAUUAAAAUUAACCAACGAGGUAAGAAGCUCAGUCAACUUGCUUCAUAAAGCUCCUGUAUCUUCUGUAAAGGAAGAGCGUCGUCGGAAUGGCAGAUAUGUGGCCAUAUUAGUUGGUAUAUGUCUAUUUCUUCUUGCUAUUUACCAUGCAUGGGUGAGACGGAUACCUGUGGUAGCCAGUCUUGUUGUACCAGCACUUAUAAUGUUCGUAUAUGUUGGUUGGGUCCUGUUCACAGCGUCGAGAGAUAAACGAAAAUUUUUAGACGCUGAAGCGGCUUUGAAUGCAGCAGCAGCACAAGAAAAUGCAGAAAAUGAAAGUCACAUAAUGGAAAUAAGUCCUUCUAAUAUAGAAAUAUCGGAAACAUCUAACAAAACUAAUGUAAAAAUAGACUCGUCCAGUCGAGAAAAACCUCCAGUCUCUAGAAAGAUUGAUGUCAAACCUGAAGAAAAGACAGUCUGUUUUAUCAAACCUAUUAUCUUAGUUAACGAUAAAUUACCUGAAGACUUUGAUCAGAAGUGGACGAACCUCGUUCAGACUGUCACAACCACUGAAAGACAGAAAGGAUAUCCCAGAAGAAAGUUUAAGAGAAAGUUCUGUAGGAGCCGAAGACAUGCCGCAUUCAAGAGAUCCUAUUCUAUUGGUUAA
Danaus chrysippus (African queen) is the source of this 648-nucleotide messenger RNA. Lineage: Eukaryota; Metazoa; Arthropoda; Insecta; Lepidoptera; Nymphalidae. The record is from the annotation of a GenBank genome assembly.